Molecule: messenger RNA, 312 nt
Organism: Dibothriocephalus latus
Lineage: Eukaryota; Metazoa; Platyhelminthes; Cestoda; Diphyllobothriidea; Diphyllobothriidae
Source: the annotation of a GenBank genome assembly
AUGGCCCGCACGGGCUCACGACGCUAUCCGAUGAAGGUGCAAGCACUGAGCAGAUCCUCAGAACAUGCCUACAUUUCUGUAUCUUUGUACGAUUUUGUCAUUAGUGAAGCGGCUACACACUGGCGGAAGGGCGAUGAGGAAUCAUCUUCAGAGGAGGUUGAUGAGGAGACAACGAGCGGCGGUGAGGGGGAGGAGGAGUCAAAAGAAGUGAAGGCCAAGGGGGUUAGCCACCUCAUCGAAACUAAGAAUCCCAAUCGGACGGGUGCCGUGAAAAAUAUCUUCGAUGAAACGGCCCCAAUGUCGCGACGAGAA